Molecule: messenger RNA, 1458 nt
Organism: Heterobasidion irregulare TC 32-1
Lineage: Eukaryota; Fungi; Basidiomycota; Agaricomycetes; Russulales; Bondarzewiaceae
Product: glycoside hydrolase family 16 protein
Exons: 10
Coding region: 147-1370 (407 amino acids)
Biological process (GO): glucan catabolic process
Molecular function (GO): hydrolase activity, hydrolyzing O-glycosyl compounds
Source: RefSeq, a predicted model, not a curated record
CGACCGCUACAGCCUUUGUAACAGCGCCUCGGUUUUUUUUACAUUCUCUCUGACUUAUAUAGAGCUCUCAGUCUGCUUUUGCCGCCCGUGUCCUCUGCUGAACCUUGUAUCCACCACAGACAACAUAGAAAUUGUAUCCACUCACGAUGCCUGCUUUUCCUUCAUGGCGCGCCUUUCUCGUCUCCGUGCUCCCUCUGCUGCCUACUGCAGCGUGCUACGACAUGGUCCGCGAGUACUCGGGUCAGAGUUUCUUUGAUCGGUGGGAUUUCUACGGGAGCUGGGACAACCUGACCCUCGGUGAUGUAUGGUGGUUGGACCGGACCUCUGCGCUCGAGCAGGGUCUUGCAUACACAGAUGCUCAAGGCCGGGCAGUGCUCAAGGUCGAUAACCACUCGGACGUCCCGUGGAACCAGAAGCGGAACUCGAUCCGCAUUACUUCUCAAGAUUCUUAUGGCGUCGGCAGCCUUUGGAUCAUCGACCUCACGCACAUUCCAUAUGGCUGUUCCGUUUGGCCCGCAUUCUGGACCAAGGGCCCCGUAUGGCCUGAUAACGGCGAGAUCGACAUCAUCGAGGCCAUCAACCUAAUGCCGAACAACCAGUACGCGCUGCACACACUGCCUGGGUGUGCGCAGACGCCCGGCGCGUGGCAGACGGGCCAGUCAGGCACGAUGGACUGCUCCACCGCGAGCGGGUGCAUCGUUGCUGAGGCCGCGCCGAACAGCUACAAUGAGGGCUUUGCACAGGCGGGGGGAGGCGUGUGGGCGACGCAGUUCGAUGUCGCAGGAAUAUUUAUCUGGUUCUGGAGCCGUGAAAAUAUCCCCCAAUCCAUCCUGCACGCAACCUCCACCUCGGAGAUUGACAUCACGGACUUCGGCACCCCUUCCGCAAGCUACCCCGCUUACAGCUGCAACGUCCCGCAGUUCUUCAGUGCUCAGCAGCUCGUGCUCGAUAUCACUCUCUGUGGACAAUGGGCUGGGCUGUCGCAAUUCUACACCCCUCAAUGCGGAGGUUCCGGUCCUACCGGCCGCUGCUACGACGACAACGUCGUCGGCCCCGGGUCCCCCAAAUACGACAACGCCUACUUCGAGAUCUCCUACAUCCGCGCCUACACGACGGGUGCGCCCGCCCCCACGCCCGCCGCCAGCGGCGCCUGGUCGAUCCCGAGCGGACAGACCGUCGUGCCAGCCGUCGCAACGCCCACGGGCGCGGGCGCCGCCGCGUCGACCGGGCUCGCGGACACCGCGAACACGUCGCCGAAUGCCGCUGUCGGUCGGACGAGCCUCGGGGCGGGUGCCGCGGUGCUGGCGGCGUGCUUGACGGACUGGGACUGGAGUCUUUUAAUGCGGAGCGGUUGGGACUGGCUGCGAUAACUCUCAGCUUGAGAAUACCUUACGAUUGUUUUCAUCGCAGUGCGCCCCAGAGGCUGCCUAGAUUUAUCAAUAGAUGACUUCUGAUGAU